This is a messenger RNA of Bathycoccus prasinos, 2352 nucleotides long. RefSeq lists its product with no specific name. Gene Ontology annotation, biological process: cell division. NCBI's taxonomy places the organism in Eukaryota, Viridiplantae, Chlorophyta, Mamiellophyceae, Mamiellales, Bathycoccaceae. Gene Ontology annotation, molecular function: protein binding. Bases 1 to 2352 code for a protein of 783 amino acids. The transcript has a single exon. The record is from RefSeq and is a predicted model, not a curated record.
AUGGACGACGGAGCGUUCGAGGACGAGGAGGAGGAAUUCGACGACGACGACGAGAGAUACGUACCAACACUCCAACAGACGUUAUCAAAACUUCGCUCGCGACGAGAUGCCGCGCGAGAAAACAAGCACGGGUUGAGAUCUUCCGCGCUCUUUUUCGCGGAAAAUUGUUGCGUCAUGAGCAGCGCGUUAGUCAAGUUCGUCGUGAAGAAGAAGAAGAAGAAAAAGAUGAAGAUGAAGAACGAAGAUGAAGAAGAAACGCACGAUUUUGCGACGACGACUUUGACGACGUUCGAACGGGAAAAGAAAUCGGACGUGUACGCGUUCGCGUCCAUUCUCCACGAGGACGGGCAACACGCGCGAGCGAUGGAAAUCAUGAAGAAGAAGAAAGGAGAAAGAGGAGGAAACAAAGAAGAGGAAAACUAUUUAGACGAGUUCGGAGAGAUGAGCGUGUUAGCCAGUCGGUGCUUGUAUAAAUCGAGGAAAUUCGAGGAGUGCUUGAAAAUGUGCGAGUUGGACGGUUUGGUGGAUUUCGGAGGGCAGUCGUCGAAUCACGCGUUUACCGGGGACGUGGUCGGAGCGAACCACGUGGGGACGCCCUCGGUGUAUAAUAAUAACAACAGCGUUCUUAACGGAGACGACGAGGAUGGCAGAGAUUUAGUGGCGAUGAAACAGGACGACGGACUGGACCAGUUAAGAGCUAUAUCGGCACACGUUCGCGGGAAGGUGCACGACCAGUUGGACGCUCGAAACGCGAGCGCGAGAUGGUUCCAAAUCUCUCUCAUCUUAGAUCCGAUGUUGUACGAUAGUUACGAAGCGUUGACGAAAUCGCACGCGCUGCCGAUGAGGAAAGAGAAAGAGGUGGUGCAGAGUUUGCGAUUCGAGGAAGGGGACGAGUGGAUGCGAGCGAUGUACGACGCGAUUGCGGGACGGUUCGAAGAGGACGAUUUUGGCGCGGCGCUGAGAGAUUCGACGAAUACUUUUUCUACGAGAGGAGGAGGAGGAAGAAGAGGAGAUAGGCUCAGAAGCGCAGCGACGCCGCCAGUGAAAGGAAGUCCGGCAAAGACGCUUUCGCCGUCCAGGAGGAGCCCGAGGAAGAAGACGCAGAUGCAAUCGCAACAACACAAUCAAUCGACGCCGGUCUCGGGAGUCACGACGGGGACGACGACGUCCUUUUCCUCUCCAGAGCUCGAAAUCUUGCGUGACGCGCCUUUUCUGCGUGCGAAACGCGCCGAAUGGCUUUACAACAGAGGCGAAACGCGCAAGUGUUUCGAAGAGAUGCAAAGAAUAGCCGCUAAAUCGUCCGCGCCGUCGAGAUUCGACGUGGAAUCGUUGCCGGCGUACCUCGCCUCGGCGGUGGAUUUGAAGAAAUCGAACGAUUUGUACAAGAUUGCGCACGAUUUAACCGCUUUGUAUCCCAAACACGCGAUUUCUUGGUACGCGGUCGGAUGUUAUUACCUCGUCGCGAAGCGAUUCGACGACGCGAGACGGUAUUUCGGGAAAUCGACAGUUGCAGACCAAGCGUUCGCGCCGGCGUGGAUCGCGUUCGGCCACGCUUUCGCCAUGCAAGACGAAUCCGACCAAGCCGUCGCGGCGUAUCGAACUGCCUCGAGAUUGUUUCCAGGUAUGCACGUUCCCGUUUUGUGCGCCGGGAUGGAAUACAGUCGCGGUUCGAACAACGCUUCCUUUGCGCGAAGCUUCUUCGAAAAAGCGGCGGAAUUGAAUCCGACGGACGCUUUGGUCCAAAACGAGUUGGGCGUUUCCGCGUACAAACGAAAAGAAUAUUUAGAAGCCGAGCAGUUUUUGAGAGACGCGCUGUGGCUAGCCACUGGAGGAGGAUCUAGCACGAGCAUUAGCACGAGUCCGUCGCCGCAACAUGCCACGGUCAAAUCGGAAGAACACGACGUCGUCGCGUUAGCCUCUCGAUUGAGCUCGCAAAAGUUGGAGCGUUGGGAGCCGUGCGUCGUGAAUCUGGCGCAUUGUUUGCGAAAACUGAAACGAUUCGAAGAAUCCAUCGCGUGUUACGAACAAGCCAUCGCGUUGCGGCCGAAUAUCUCGUCCACGCACAGCGCGCUAGGUUUCGCGUACCAAAUGAAAGCGAAUUUUCUGGACGUGACGAGUUUAGAAAACGCGGUGGCGAGUUACCACAAAGCGCUGGGUUUAAACCCAUUGUGCGAGUUCUCUCAAGAAAUGUUAGAGUUGUGUUUGAUCGAUAUCGCUGCGGUAAAAUUACCUCGAUACGUGCCGCACGAUGAGUACGACGAUAACCCGAUCGAUUUGAGAGAUUUGAAUAACAGGGAAGGAGGAUUCGAAAUGUACGAUCAAGACGAGGACGACGAGGAGAUGGAGGAAUAA